CCGGUACCGGGCAGGAUAAGUCCGGAUGGUCCUUGGCGUUCCGUGGGGUCUUGGUACCGGGAAGAACCGUCCUUGACGUUCGGGACACCCUCGGUACCGGGCAGGAAGGUCCUUGGAACAGAGAGGGAUGCCGGUACCGGGAAGCCAUGGAGGUGCAGUCCUACUACACCAAACUGCUGGGGGAGCUGAACGAGCAGCGCAAGCGGGACUUCUUCUGCGACUGCAGCAUCAUCGUGGAGGGCCGGAUCUUCAAGGCGCACAAGAACAUCCUGUUCGCCAACAGCGGCUACUUCCGAGCGCUGCUCAUCCACUACAUCCAGGACAGCGGCCGCCACAGCACCGCCUCCCUGGACAUCGUCACCUCCGAGGCCUUCUCCGUCAUCCUGGACUUCCUGUACUCCGGGAAGCUCGACCUGUGCGGGGAGAACGUGAUCGAGGUGAUGUCGGCCGCCAGCUACCUGCAGAUGACCGACGUGGUCAACUUCUGCAAGACCUACAUCAGGUCCUCCCUGGACAUCUGCAGGAAGAUCGAGCGGGAGGCGGCUUUCUACCAGGCGGACAGCGGGAGCUCCGCCAGGGAGGGCACGUCCCUCGGCCCCCGGGGACAGUGCCCUGCCCCUGGCUCGUCCCUGCAGGAUAAGGAAGGGGUCUCGGGCUGCCAGCGGGACCCCCCGUGCGGGGACUGCAGCAGCUGCCACCCCCUGGAGCUGGUGGUGAGGGACCCCCUGGGCGACUCCCAGGACGGGGUGAACUCCUCGCUGCCCAGGGGGGUGGAACCCAAGGUGGAGUUCGACCCCGACGACGACGGGGAGGUGGAGGUGGGCGAGAGGCUGCCCCAGUAUCCCGCCCCGCUGUCCCUGGAGCACAUGGAGGAGGGGCAGCCCGUGGACCUGGCCUGCAACAACUACCACAUGAAGCAGUUCCUGGAGGCCCUGCUGCGCAACAGCUCGGCCCAGAGGAAGGAGGACGUGGUGCAGCACUUUGUGAGGGGGUUUGAGGGCAGGACGGAGGACGCAGGGGUGGCCAUGAGCUCCAUGGUGGACAUUCACAGCGACUGGUAUGGUGAGGACACAGGUGACGUGCUGGUCGUGCCAAUCAAGCUGCACAAGUGCCCUUUCUGCCCUUACACGGCCAAGCAGAAGGGGAUCCUGAAGAGGCACAUCCGCUCCCACACCGGGGAGAGGCCCUACCCCUGUGAGACCUGCGGGAAGCGCUUCACCCGCCAGGAGCACCUCCGGAGCCACGCCCUGAGCGUUCACCGCUCCAACAAGCCCAUCAUCUGCAAGGGCUGCAGGAGGACCUUCACCAACAGCCUGUCCCCGGGGCUGCGGCGCUUCGGGCUCUGCGACAGCUGCACGUGCGUCACCACCACCCACGAGGACUCCGUGCCCAUCAACCUCAGCCUCGUGGAAACGGCCUCUGAGGGCCAGGAGAAGGGGGAUGCCGACGGCGACUGGCCCAUCUACGUGGAAUCCGGGGAGGAGAACGACCCGGCCGACGAGGAGGAGGAGGAGGAGGGGGAUGACAAGCAGGAGAUCCACAGGAGUUUGUCGGACAGGGAAGCGCUGAUGUAGCAGUGGGAGGGGAGAGGGAGCACUGGGAGCCUCCCCUGGCAGCAACAGAAAACUGCACGUUUGCCCCAUUUAGUGACACUGUGCUGGUUUUUAUU
This is a messenger RNA of Manacus vitellinus (golden-collared manakin), 1669 nucleotides long. It is a transcript of the gene ZBTB8B, whose product is annotated as zinc finger and BTB domain containing 8B. Gene Ontology annotation, biological process: regulation of transcription by RNA polymerase II. Gene Ontology annotation, molecular function: protein binding; DNA-binding transcription factor activity, RNA polymerase II-specific; RNA polymerase II cis-regulatory region sequence-specific DNA binding. The record is from RefSeq and is a predicted model, not a curated record. The transcript has 4 exons. NCBI's taxonomy places the organism in Eukaryota, Metazoa, Chordata, Aves, Passeriformes, Pipridae. Bases 147 to 1574 code for a protein of 475 amino acids.